This is a messenger RNA of Astyanax mexicanus (Mexican tetra), 1170 nucleotides long. Its product is annotated as taste receptor type 2 member 8-like. Bases 112 to 1077 code for a protein of 321 amino acids. Gene Ontology annotation, cellular component: membrane. The transcript has a single exon. Gene Ontology annotation, biological process: sensory perception of taste; G protein-coupled receptor signaling pathway. NCBI's taxonomy places the organism in Eukaryota, Metazoa, Chordata, Actinopteri, Characiformes, Acestrorhamphidae. The record is from RefSeq and is a predicted model, not a curated record. Gene Ontology annotation, molecular function: G protein-coupled receptor activity.
AUUUAAAUUACGAGAGGGGAACCUUUUUAUCUUUUUAUUAUUUAGUGAUAUUCUCAGACAGUUACAACCUUCUCUAAGUCAGUUGUAAUUCAGGACGUUCAGAUAUCCAACAUGGAUUAUAACAGCUCUGGGAGUUAUUUCCUUAUCUCAAUGAGUGCUAAAAGUUUUGCUGCAGUGAAUGUGCCACUCUCUGCGACUGGAAUUCUUUUAAACGUGUUUUUUGUCUUCUGCAUGAUCUUUCCACCACAAGGAGCAGAACUACUGAAACCACUUCUGAAGGUUUUACUGGGAUCACUGGUUGGGUGCAACACUGCUAUUCAUGUUUGCGGCUGUUUAAUAGUUUACUAUGUGUUUGUCAUACACGAUGUGAUUUUAGAUUGGUUAGCAUUAGUUAUAUCAGGUCUGAUUGUAAAUGUUAUGAUGUACACCAUGAUGACCAGCGUUACCUGCUGCCAGUGGAUGAAUAUGUUUUACUUCUGUCAGAUUGUUCCUCCUCAGCAUCCUUUCUUCAUCUGGUUUAAGAAGAACAUCAGAGCUUUAAUUUACUCUGGUUUGAUCUUUAAUGUAGUCCUCUAUGUGUUUGGAAUGACUGCAGAUGUAGCUUAUGCAAUAGUGCAAGUGAAAUUCUACAAUGCAGAUAAUGUAUCGAGUGCAAUGAGGAAUGAGCUGGUGAACUCAGUGGCUCUAAACCACGACAUAAAAUUAGUGAACUUUUUGAGCAGAGUACUCUUAUUCUUGCUCAGUGUUUGUGUGAUGUUGGUAUCGAGCUUUGCAACUGUUCUCUAUCUGUGGAGACACAUGAAGAAUUUAGAGGAGAGUGGCGUCUCCUCUCCUCGCCUCCAGAGACAGAUAAAGGUGAUCAUCACAAGCAUCUUAAUACAGGCGACCCUUAACUUCCUCUGCUCAGUUGGGGUUUUAAUAGAUGAAAUCCUGUCUGAAUACACCGGAGUAGAUUCUGAUGGACUUAUCUUGUUUACCAUCAUCUCUUUGUACUCUUUUGGGACAACCAUUAACAUGGGCAUCACACAGUCUCUGUUUCGGCAGGGAGCCGUUAAUGUUUUGCAAAAACUACAGUAACACUUUAAAAGGCUUUUCAGCCAUGUAAAAUGUACUGUAAAUAAUAUGUUGUACUUUUGCACGGAACUUGAGUUUGGCAAAUGUACAGAUUGA